Molecule: messenger RNA, 2060 nt
Organism: Hylaeus anthracinus
Lineage: Eukaryota; Metazoa; Arthropoda; Insecta; Hymenoptera; Colletidae
Gene: Pus1
Product: pseudouridylate synthase 1 homolog
Exons: 7
Coding region: 697-1977 (426 amino acids)
Biological process (GO): mRNA pseudouridine synthesis; tRNA pseudouridine synthesis
Cellular component (GO): nucleus
Molecular function (GO): RNA binding; pseudouridine synthase activity
Source: RefSeq, a predicted model, not a curated record
CAAUAGUCCGAGACACACGAGUUAUCGUCAGUUUUGAAUUACACGUUCGGAAAUCUGGGAAAGAGAAGCGAGGGCGAAGUAGGCAGAGUACCAUAAACUUUAUCGUGGAAAGAUGACUGGGUGUGUUUUAACUGAUUAUUAAGCUUCCUUCAUUCUAAGAAAGAAAUGUCUAGAGAAUGUUGACGAUCGUAUAAAGUUAAGGUUACGCGGGAUAAAUCGGAAUGGCCACAUUCUUGGGAUUGAGGAGAAGAUAUCGUAAACGAAGAAAGGGGAAAGAUUGGUGUACAGGGUGGUCUACAAAAAACAGAGUACUGACACUCCUGGUUUAGAAAAUAUAAAAGAGUUUGAAAGAAACAUUGAUGUACAAUAAUUCAACAAUUUCAUUGUUGCCUGUAUCCUCUACUGAUACUUUUUUUAUAGCUAUCAUUAUUUGCAACUUUUUGCCACAUAUUAGUUUAUAUUAGUUUAAGAUGUUUGUUUACAUGUAUGAUUGAAGAAAAAAUUGAAUUUUGAGAAUAAUAAAAAUACAAAUAUGAUGUAACACUAUACAAAGAAUGAAAAAUGUUAAAAAAUAAACUUAUUCUGCACUGUGAAGAUAAGAUCAAAAGACAGUAUCAUUUGACAAUUAACAGGUUAUGCAAGCUGUAUAUCGCAUAACACAUUGAAAUUUUAAAACAUUAUAAACAACCUGUACAAAUGUAUAGCUGUCAGAAAGUCUUCUUUAGAAACAAUACACCUUUUUUUCGUUCGUUGAGUGCCCAGUUUGAUAAAGUUUGUAACAGGAUCAUGUCUGUCCAAACUGAUAUUAUUGAUCAAGAUGCACAGACUCUUCUAAAUGCCAAUAAAAGACCCAUAGCUGAUUCGCAUGACGAAGUUGAAGUUGACGUCAAAGUACAGAAGACAGAAGAAAGUACAGAUGUUACACAAAGAGUUAAAAGGAAAAAUUUUGUGUUAAUGAUGGGUUAUCUUGGUAGAGAUUAUUUUGGUAUGCAAAGAAAUCCUGGUACAAAAACUAUAGAGGAAGAUUUAAUACUUGCUUUGUUUAAAUCUAAUUUGAUUACAAAGGAUCAGUUUGAUGACAUUCGAGAAGUUAGAUUUCAAAGAGCUGCACGUACAGAUAGAGGCGUGUCAGCUGUCCGGCAAAUUGUUUCUCUGAGACUACCAAAUCAUGCAAAUAAAGAUGAAAUAAAUAAAUAUCUUCCAGAAGAAAUUAGAGUAUUUGCUGUAAGGAGAGUAACAAAAGGUUUUAAUAGCAAAAAUCAGUGCGAUGCGAGAACGUAUAGAUACGUUAUGCCGACAUUUGUUUUGGCUUCUGAAAGUUCAAAUUUUUUACAAGUCAAUGAAGACGAUGUAGUAGAUCCAGAAAAACGACUGGAAGAACUUCUAAUGAUAGAUGGGAAACCAUAUAAUGAAUUUCGAUUGACUACAAAUAUGCUUAAUAAAUUAAAUGAAACUCUAAAGCUAUUAGAAGGUACACAUAAUUUCCAUAAUUUUACAUCAAAAAUAAAACCAUUGGAUCCACGCGCUCGACGUUACAUAAUAUAUUUUCGCUGCGUCGAAACAUUUGUUGCAAAUGACAUAGAAUUCGCUGUGUUGGAAGUUAAAGGACAAAGUUUCAUGUUACAUCAAAUUAGAAAAAUGGUUGCUUUGAUAGUAGGAAUUUCCAGGAAUAUUAUUACGAAUGAUAUGAUAAAAGACGUGUUUUCGCUAGAUAGAUUUGACAUUCCUAUUGCACCAAGUCUAGGAUUGAGUUUACAUCAUGUACAUUACACGUAUUAUAACGAAAGAUACGGAUCAGAUGGAAUUCAUGAAACUCUGGCUUGGGAAGAUUGCGACGAAGAAAUAGAACAAUUUUAUAAAGAUUAUAUUUUAAAAAGUAUUGUUGACAUAGAAUCUUCUGAAAAAACGUGUUUGAAUUGGCUGGCAAGUUUUCUUACACCACAGAGGUUUGCAUGUAAGGAUUCUAGUGCAUCAUGAAAAUAUGUUUUAUUCUAAAUGACAUUGUAUUUAUAUGGCAAAACUAUAUUAAAUACGUUUCUGGAUAAAUAUUGUUUAUAUUA